Molecule: messenger RNA, 256 nt
Organism: Paramuricea clavata
Lineage: Eukaryota; Metazoa; Cnidaria; Anthozoa; Malacalcyonacea; Plexauridae
Source: the annotation of a GenBank genome assembly
CCGGAGGAAACUGGAGAAACCAACAACGAUUGCUAUGAAGAACUUCGAUCGUUAAUUACCAAUAGAGGGUUGAAGAUACUACAUCAAAACGUGAAUGGUCUGCUUUCAAAAAUGAAUGCGAUCCGGUUACUGUUGGACAGCCAAAACAAAAAUAUUCAUAUUUUUGGCAUUAUUGAAAGCAAGCUAGACUUAUCAAUCUCGGACACAGAAAUUCGAAUUGAUGGCUACACCUGCGUGAGAUAUGACAGAAAAAACG